UCUUGCAGCUGCACGUAUAACUGUGUUCAAAAGUAACAUGCCGUUUUUUUUACUUUUAAUCAACUAAGUGCGCGAUUGUGCAAUACAAUAUGUUUUGUGGGGGUAGUUUUCGUUCCAAGACUAUUGAGGAGAACGACGAGUACAGAAUUGUUACAGUGAAUAAUACACAAAUUAAACUUUUGAGGUCGAAAAGUUUUACGACCACGUUUACGAGGCCCGUAGGGGGUAGAAAGAUUUUCGCAGCCCCUUUAAAAGUACAAAAUGAAUCGACAACGAAAAGAGUUUGUCUUAGUCCGGAAAGGGUGAGUGCCGUUGGCCUAGACAGCGUAAGUUCCAGCGGACAGCUGAGACCUCUAAAUGCGGAAAUAUCGGCGCCGCGAAUUGAUAGCUAUCGCUUUUCGAUGGCCAAUUUAGAAGAUUCGCAAGAUGUCGAUUUGGACGCAAUACUCGGCGAACUAUGUGCACUCGAAACGCAAUGUGAAAGGGAAAUUGGAAAUGCAAGAGAUAAACGUAUAUCAGAUUUACCCAAACAGGCGCACCAAUCGAGAACGCAUACGCGGUCGUGUUCAGAGGGUCCAAGAUUGAAACUUGAUCCAGGAGAGAGCGAUCUGAUGCUUAAGACUGAUUCCGGCAGAACCGAUUCGCCCGAUAAUGAUUCUGCAUUUAGUGAUACCGUUUCUAUGCUAUCAAGCGAGUCAUCGGCAAGCAGCGGGGGUGGUGGGCCCAAACCUCAAACGCUUCAGUUACCUUCGCAAAGUGGACAAGAUGAAGCAAGCAGGGCCAAAUCCGAGAAGAUUAGAAUGGCAAUGGAAAAAAUUAAGGAAGCGAACAUACAAAAAUUAUUUGUGAAGGUCUUUACGGUGGAUGGUUCCGCAAAGUCGUUGUUAGUUGAUGAGAAAAUGAUAUGCGCUUAUAUAACUAGAUUGUUAGCCGAUAAAAAUCACGUGCAAAUGGAUCCAAAGUGGGCAAUAGUAGAACAUUUACCCGAUUUAUAUAUGGAGAGAGUUUACGAAGACCAUGAGUUAUUAGUAGACAAUUUAAUGUUGUGGACUAGAGAUUCUAAAAAUAAGAUUUACUUUGCGGAAAGGCCGGAUAAAACCUUGCUUUUUUCACAGCCUGAAAAAUUUUUGUUAUCCUCCAGUGAUAAACGUGACAAUACCGACUAUGACGAGCAUUCGCGUAGUAUGUUGUUAGAGGAAUUUUUUGCGUCCACGUCACAGACCAUUCCGCAAGUCGAGGGGCCUUUGUAUCUUAAAUCGGAUUCUAAGAAGGGUUGGAAGAAAUAUCAUUUUGUACUUCGCGCUUCCGGAUUAUAUUAUUUUCAGAAGGAGAAACCAAAAACGACCAAAGAUUUAAUUUGUCUGACCACUUUUGACGUCAAUCAAGUUUACUAUGGAUUGGGGUGGAAGAAGAAAUACAAAGCACCAACUGAUCAUUGCUUUGCAAUAAAACACCCGCGACUGCAAGAACCCAAAUCUACUAAAUAUAUCAAAUAUCUUUGCGCGGAGGAUAUGUACACAUUAGAACGCUGGGUUAUAGGAAUACGCAUUGCUAAACACGGACGACAACUUAUGGAUAACUAUCGAAUGUUAAUGGACGAAUUGGCACAGGAAGAUCUUGACAAACUGGCACACGCUCGAAGCUGUUCGGUUAGUUCCAUAGCUGUUCAAUCCAACGCCACCACACCUACGCAAAAUAAUCCAACUCAUUCCGAAGUUCUUCCACGUGUUGAGUGCUUCCGAUAUAGCGGCAGUGAAGGAUAUGGCACCCAAAGCGACACAUACUCUGCACUCAGCGAAGUAAGCUCGGGCAGACACAGCAGAGCGAGUAGUUCCAGCUCCAGUGGGUGCAUGUCCGAUGGUGCACCUUCCAGUUGCGAAAACGCCUUCGAAUCCGAAUUCCCAAUGGGAACCAUCAAACGCAAACCUUCGAUGAAACCUAGCCUUCCACUGACUAAUAUCACCAGACAACUAAAAGAAGUUGGGGAGACAAGGGAAGAAGGCGAAUCUACACCUUUACCUUCUAGUCCGGUUUCAUACACAAACUCAGGUACACUAACAAGAUUGCAUAACAGAAGAAAGUCUUCAAACUCAACCGAUGAUUCCUCAAACAGUGGAACUUUAAAGAGGCAACAUUCCUAUAAGUCGCGCGGUUCUAUUGAGUCAAUGAGUGGAAGGGGAGGCAAUUCGUCUCCUCUUUGCGGAACACCUAUUCGUGAAAGAGCAUCGCCAUUUGGGGACAGAGAAAAAGUUAGUCCAUUCAGUGAACGGCCUCCAAGUUCCAACUCCAUUAGAAGCCCGGUUUCUGUUAAUAACGGCGAUAUGCCUUCUUCUAUGAUGGACUCCAUAACAUCCUUACCACCACCUCCGGACAGCACAGAAGAUUUAUCUCUAACAGACUCCACAUCUUAUCAAUUACCACCUCCACCACCAGAAGUCUACAAUUCAAAUUUAUCACUCGAUAGUCUACCUCCUCCCCCAAACCCAUCGGAUUUACCUCCUUUAACUGGAAGCGAGCUUACUGGAAGUCAACUGUCCCUUAUGUCCCUACCACCACCGCCUAGUGAAAACGGUGACACAGACACAGUGCGUCGUAGAAAAGAAAGUACAACACCUACGAGCGUUUUCAGUCCCGAAAGGACACCAACCCAGUCACCAGACUUAACGCCGACGCAUUCAAGGUUAAACACACCGUGCUUCAGUCCACCUCCUCUAAGCAUUGGAUCUAAUAGCAGUACACCGACACGUACGAAUCCUCCUGUUAGCUUUAGUCCCACAUCCCACAUCCCUGAAACAUAUUCUUCAAAUAAUAGUCAAAAUGUUGUAAAUGGACAAAACUACGAUAGGCACCCCAGUAAUCAAAUUCCCCCACAACCUCCAGCCUAUAUGAAUCCGCCGCCUUAUCGACAGAAUUCGACGCUUCCGAAUUCGACUGUCGCAUUUAAUAACACAAACGGACUGCGAUCGUCGCUCCGACAAACAUCACUGCCAAGGCAAGUGUCUGUGAAUAGCAUAGCUUCUAGUAAUAGUUCUAGUUCGUCCGGCGGCACAAUCUACGCAAUGUCGCCGCAUAUGACUGAUUUACAAAAGAAGAACGCCGCAGUGUCUCCUCAGCCGCAGAGGAAGGUCAAUUUUCAAGAACCGACGAGUCCGAAGAAGUUGACCAAGAAGAUUAGCUUCAAUUUGAUACCGCAGGAGGCGCCCGCGCUACCCAAGAAACCGCCGCCGCCCGUUCGAUCGGAAAACACCAAGCUGUCCAGUCCGAAAAAGUUGGUGGAGCCGCCCAAGGAUUUUCUUAAAGAUCUCCAGCGGGUAAUGCGGAAAAAGUGGCAGAUCGCGCAAAAGUGCAAGCUCGAACCUUCGACGACGCCUCACGAGGUUUUGGGAUUUAGGGAUCCCGUCCCGCUUCUUCCCGAAUAUAAGGAGUCGAACGUGUCGCGCUGGGUCAAAGAGCAUUACGGAUGCAAUAAUUACUAUGAAAAUAUUUACACGGAUAAUGUAGAAAAUGUUGUAGAAUAUGCUAGUAGCCCUUUACAUAUGCCAAAGGAUGCUUCGCGAAGUAAAAGGCCACCCCCUCCGCCUCCGAAGCGCAGUGAAACUACUCAAUUGAGUACACCGAGAAUCCACUGAUGCUGUGUUUCAUAAGUGCGAUAGUUUUAAUACGACUUUAUUUAUAGUUGCAAUUAAAAAACGGUGAAGAAUU
Messenger RNA from Photinus pyralis (common eastern firefly), 3702 nucleotides. RefSeq names its product ras-associated and pleckstrin homology domains-containing protein 1-like. Lineage: Eukaryota; Metazoa; Arthropoda; Insecta; Coleoptera; Lampyridae. The record is from RefSeq and is a predicted model, not a curated record. Gene Ontology annotation, biological process: signal transduction. The transcript has 9 exons. Bases 90 to 3629 code for a protein of 1179 amino acids.